Paramecium sonneborni is the source of this 239-nucleotide messenger RNA. Lineage: Eukaryota; Ciliophora; Oligohymenophorea; Peniculida; Parameciidae. The record is from the annotation of a GenBank genome assembly.
AUGAGUGUAUUCAACUUUAUUAUCAAAUUUAAAUUAAGUGAGUUAUUACUUAAAAAAAUCAUUUAAUAAUAAACUUGGGAGCACAACAUUUUCUGCUUUUGCAAAAUUUAUGUAAUUCUGUAUAACAAUAUAAAUAAAAAUUAUUUUAGGACCAAAAAGAGAAAUAUAAGAUGUUUGAAAAAAUGAAUUAGCAUUUAAAAGACUGGAUAAAUUUUGUAUAAGGAGCAAAUAUAAAAUGA